Messenger RNA from Hippopotamus amphibius kiboko, 369 nucleotides. RefSeq names its product putative CENPB DNA-binding domain-containing protein 1. The coding region runs from base 1 to 369 and encodes 122 amino acids. NCBI's taxonomy places the organism in Eukaryota, Metazoa, Chordata, Mammalia, Artiodactyla, Hippopotamidae. Gene Ontology annotation, molecular function: DNA binding. The transcript has a single exon. The record is from RefSeq and is a predicted model, not a curated record.
AUGAUGGAAAUAAAAGUGAAAAUAAUUGGGAGAGUGGAGCAAGGUGAAAAGCUGGUAGACGUCACUCGUUCUUAUAAGAUGAAUUGUUCAACCAUCAGCACAAUUCUGAUGAACAAGGACAAGAUCAUGGAACAUUCUCUGCAUGCUGUGCCAAGGAUGUUGACAAUAAUAUCAAAGAGGUGUGGAAAAGUGAUGGAGGAGACGGAGAGACUUCUCAGUGUGUGGAUGCACGAUCAGCCUCAGUGUUGGGUCCCGCUCAGCUUAAUGCUGAUUCAAGAGAAAGCUACGAGGUUUUAUGAAGACUUGAAGAAACACAGUGAAGAAUCAGAGGGUGCAUCUUUUAAUAUCAGCCAUGGCUGGCUUCAUUGA